AUGAGAAGAGCAGAAAAUGAACUGAACACAGACAUAUCAGCCAGCAGAAGAGAUGACAUCUCACUGCAAGGCACAGCAACUACCACCACAGCUGCAAGAGAAGCAGGAGAAGAUGUGGCAAUGAGAGCAGUGCUCCCGCAGCUCAUUGACAUUACUAUCUUCAACCUGGCUUUCUUGACAGUCAUGAAGGCCGCAGUCACAUCAUGA
Molecule: messenger RNA, 207 nt
Organism: Blastomyces gilchristii SLH14081
Lineage: Eukaryota; Fungi; Ascomycota; Eurotiomycetes; Onygenales; Ajellomycetaceae
Exons: 1
Coding region: 1-207 (68 amino acids)
Source: RefSeq, a predicted model, not a curated record